UUUUGGGUGGUAAAUGCGCACACUAAAAGACGAUUGUAAUUUAGUUAGAGUCUACAAAAUCUUUAUACAAAUCGCUCCAUUAAAGUCUUGAACUGGGUGUAAGAAAAGUGCGAAUACUUAAAAGGAAUUCCUGGACAAAUGUGCGCUGUUUGGGGAUUCACAACGUGUUUUAAUAUAAAUGACUUUUUGUGGAUAUUUGACUUGUACUUGUAAAAAUAAAUUGAUGCGGCGUAUACGUGAACUAUUAUCGGUUAAUAUUUGCGUUGUAUGGAAAAGAAACCGUUUUCAGUUAAUAUAGUAAAUACAACGACUUUAUGUUAGUGUGAGAAUGAACUCUUUUAAACCAAGUACUGGAUUUGGACUCAGUGUAUUAUUGUUUGAAACGUGUACCUGUAUGCAGAGCUGCAAAUGAAUUAUAAAUAACGCAUCAGUGCAGUAACUUAAUACUAUAUGGAAUAUUAAUAUUUAUGAAAUUGUAAACAUGUACAACACGAUAAGAGACACUUAUUUGUGCCUCUUCGUUGUGGAAAAACUUUAUCCAUUUCUUAAUACCAGCCUAAUGAACGAAAAACUUUGACGUAAAACAAAUCUUGCUUUUGGUCUAAGACACUAUCUGUGUUUUAUCUUACUGAGAUCAGCGUGUCUAUUAAAAUAUUUGCAUAUAACAGCACACAGAUGUGUCGAUACGUACCUAAAUGACACCGAAUUCACCGGCAGUUGGAUUUAUAAAAUAUUGGACAUUGUUAAGCAAGACAGGAGUUCUUCGACAAUAAACCUAUUGAAGUUCAAAAUUAGUUUAGAUUGCUGAAAUGUCUAAUAAAGGAUAAAAUUUAAGUCCUAUUGUAAGUUAUAAAAAUAUUACGUGUACAUCUGUGCUGGUCGUUUUAUAUAAGGGAGAAGUUUGACCAAGAUGAAUUAAAAACAUAUUAAACUUACGUAAGACUGAAGAAGUUACUUCCGUUUCAAAUAUACACCAUGGGUUAUUCUCAAACACAAUAAAAUUAUCAUAGACGAAUUAAAGUUCCAAGACUACUCGCGGAUGGAUUUAAAUAGGAAUGUAACUAAGUUUUAGCAGUAUAUUCCCCAUACGCGAACAUGUUUGCAGGAGUGGUGACUGGAGACAUUCAAAGUCUUUUAGAGACGACAAACAAUCUGUCCCGGGUCACAACACGACAACAGAGCGAGGAUUCCAUCAACAAGCAGCUGGCAGCGUUCGAACGUCUGCUACAGCAUUCUAUGUCACGAUUCUCCAAUGAAAGGCUGUAUCAUCUAUUACGUCAAGUCACGCGAUGGGCUGACGCAAAAGAAAAUGUAGAUAAAAGUAAAAAUACUACGAAAGCUGCUUUUAAAUUGAGAUCGGUACACCAACUGAAGGAGAUUGUUGGUACCAUGAAAAAAGAAAAUAAGUCAGCACUGAAUCAUUCAGAGGAGAAUAUUUUCAAAACGUUUGAACUGUUUGUCAACGAUCUCCUCUAUAUAAAGGACAUGAAGAAAUAUUUUGAUGAUGAAAUUUUCAGAUCUCUUAUGCGCUAUCACUUUGAUGCUUCAAAGACAGAACCAUUUGAUGAUAAUGAAAAAGCGUCUCCGAAACCUGAAGACACGGAUAGUGGAAAUGGCUCAAUGGUUGAUACGGACAGAUCUACCGGUAGAAAUUCUAUGACAAUUCGCGGUAAGAAGCCACAACUAAAAAUAAAAUCUUCAUCAAGUGGUAAAAAUGCUGCGGAGAGUUCUAAGGACAAGUACAAGGCUACCGUUGAUGAGUUAAAAUCGAUUCUACAUAAGUGGGAGGGCUUACUGACAGAGCACGAUCUUGAUCUGAAUGUUUUCGAUCCUGACAGUUAUCACGAACUGAUGCAGUUCAGUUAUUACUUGCCGUUUGAACCUAUUUUGAGGCUAGUCCCGGACAUGUUUGCUAAGUGCUAUAAAUGCAUCGAACUUGCAAAAACGUGGUUAAAACUAUCUAAUGUCGUACUCAAGGACGUUCCUUUGGACGCAGCCGAAUUAGAACGUAGUAUUGAAGAAGAACAAGAUGUGACACCAGAUGGUUGGAAUGACGAUGUUAACACAGAUUCUGCAAAGACAGAAGAAGAGUUUUGGGAAGAAGUUAAGAGAGUACAAGGUCAGAUUGAAUCAGUGACUAAAUCUAUAACUGAUGACGAGGAUCUUUUGGAAAAGUACAAUGAAGAAAUGGACGUGUUGUCUGGGAGGGAAGAACGGUUUUCCUCGGUGACAUCUCAAGUUGAAAAGAUUGACUCGCUAAUCACGCUCGCGGCUGGGGAGUACCAAAAGGCAAAGAUUGAACAAAAUGCGAUGGCAAAUAAAAUGAAGAAUGUUCAAAAAGGAAGUUCGACGUAUUCGGAGAUGAAAUCGAAGCUUCGUCGGCUUGAUAGUACGGUAGCGGAAAAUCACUGGAAAGUGAAGCGCUUGGAAUUUGAAAGAACUUUGGUCAGGGAAGAUUUCGUUGUCGAGCUGGAUGUACGACCUAGUUUUAUACUUUUUAUGGGAGACACAAAAGAGAAAAUAACUGAUCUGAAGAGAUUUUUGGAAGUGAAGCGCGAAGAGAAAAUUAAGCUGGAAAAGCAGCUCGCCCUUAUGAAAACAAACACUGAGCGCAUGCGCGAAAUCAUGCGAUCAUAUCUGGGAAGCGCUUCGUCGAACUUGACUGAGAAAUCAGUCUCACGGGAAUCGUCAUUAUCGUCAUCUAGAUCGGAACAGGAAUUUGUUCAUCCUCCUAACAAAGAUCGUAUCGAGGCGGGCGGUGAAUUGGGUGGACGGUUUGAAACAAUUGAAACGGUAAGAAGUGACUCAAAGCAGGAUGGGAAGCGAACGCCUCACACGCAUGACAAAAAUGUCAAAUCCCCUGGGCCUCUAGUUAAGAAACCACAGCUGCAGAAAAGGGACUUACGACCGGCGUCGGAGAAGCAUCCUGGUGAUGUGCCAAAGACCGGAAUGUCUCCCACUGGGCGGGUGGUGCGAGUUGACCCGAAACCAGCAUUGAAGUCAACUCCACGUAGGGUGUGGGAAAAUGUGUGACACAACAACAAUACCAAAGUAGAUUAUUUAACACUUGGGUCAACAUCGAUAUAAGAUAGGCAUGCAUAUAUUCUCGAUAUUGACCAAACAUUGGCCACACUAAGGAUAUAAAUCAGCGCAAAAGUCAACACCACGUAGGCGUAGCAUAAUGUAUGACAGAACGAUGUAUUAUGAAAUUACAAUCAUUCUUUAAUAUAAGGUUAAGCAUUACUUAAACGUAUAUUGUGCCAAAUCGAGACAUUACUGAUUAUUGUAAAAAAAAACAUACCCAUUGUUUAAUGAUACUAAGAAAACCCUGGUCAGUAAAAUACCUAACCUUGAUACUUCUUUGUAAAUGUGUCACUUUUCAAAUCAGCACAUGCGUUUACUAGUUCAUUUAGAUUUUUGCAUUCAUAACGAAGUUAAUUUUGAUAUAAAGAUGGAAAAUAUUUGACCCAACAUUUACAAUGUUUAUUUUACACACGCUGAACGUUUUGAAAACUGGAUAAUGUGAUUCAUUUCAGGUCUGCAUUCAAUUCGGUGAAAGAAAUACUAGGGCCCGUUUUAACCAAUGAAUUCUUAGACUUCAAUUUUAAAAUGAUGAAUUUUCUUCUUUGUUUUUUAAACCUUUAAUAUACUAAAAUUACUUGAAUAUCAAGUCUACCAUGACAGGUAACAUCUUUAAUUGUGUUUUUUUUUCGUUAAGAACAAUAUGUUAAUGAUGAAAGCAGCAUUUUAAGCCAGGGCAUUUGCACACUCUGGCGUAUUUUUUAUUGAGUCGAAGACAAUUUUUUUUAAGUCUCAUGGUUUGGUGGUUACGGACUCAGGUGUUAGAUCGUGUCUCGAUUUGGAUAUACUUGGUUGUACUGAAAUGUCCUUUUGAAAAGAACGAACAGUGUAUAUGUUCACACGUAAAUGGUACACAAGUACAUUAGUUAAAAUGAUAUUUAAAAACUCACGAAGAACUAUACUGUUUUGCGUACAUAUACAUAUGAUAUCGUGCUUGUUUAUGUGUUUUUUUAACACUGAAGUUGUUAAAAAUUACAGUCUUAAUUUAUCCAUUACAUGUUUAAAUGGAUUUUUCUUAUUCGAGUAAUAGAUAUUAAAAAUUGACAAAAUUUAAAAAAAGUAGUUUCAGAUUCGCAAGUUUUCGUUUUAGUUAUGAUCUUUGUGAGUAAAUUGUAAUACUGAGCAUUUGCCAUGCUCUAAAAUAUCAAUUAUAUGCACCUUUUGACGAUUUUAAAACCUGAAAUUUAUAAAGCGUUGCAAUGCGAAACGAUUGAAUACUUUAGAAAGUUCUGUUGUUGUCGUUAUAUUUUGUGAAAAUACGAGGAUUUGCUUUUAUAAAGUAAAAAAUACAUCACUCAUUGUAUGAGCACGGGUGGCCGAGUGGUCUGAGUGGAAGACUUUUUACUCCAUGGGUCAGUGGCUCGAGCCCAGUUGAGGGUUACUUUUUUAUAUUUUUUGUAUUGCAUGCUUGUUUUCUUACUAGAUAUGUGUAGGUCUAAUGUUUAAAUUUAUCAAUAUAAAGCAUUUAAUACAAGCAAAGAUCUGUGAAAAUGCCCCUUUAAAAAUUACUUGUAAUGUUGCAUUAUGUUUUGAUAUAUGCACAAUUUUCACUUGUAAUUUGCAUGGAAUUUGAGUUUGUGUAGCGUUAUCACGAUUCCAUUCAUGGAAAUUUUAUACUAAAUUUGCACACGUGUUACUUACAAUUCUAAUGGGUGAUUAAUUAUUUAAUGUAUAAAAACAUGUUUUUUCAUAAUAUAAUUUUUGGCUCUAGAUCUACUUUAUAAGCAGUGCAUAUACCCUUUUAAAUUACCAAGUGAAUUAUCUCAGACAUAAUGCAGCAUUAUUUCUGAAUAAAAUAUUGAAUAAAAUAUUGGUCACUUUAGGCGAUACAUUUUAAUGCAACAUUGAACUCCCCAUAUGUGUCGUGUUCUGAGAAAACUGGGCAUAAUGCGUGUGCGUAAAGUGUCAUCCCAGAUAAGCCUGUGCGGUCCGCACAGGCUAUUCAGGGACGACACUACCGCAUAAACUGGAUUUUCGCUAAGAAGGGACAUCAUUUAAACGAAAAUUCCAUAAAAGCGGAAAUUGUCGUCCCUGAUUAGCCUGUGCGAAGUGCACAGGCUAAUCUGGGAUGACAAUUUACGCACAAGCAUUAGGCCAAAUGUUCUCAGAUCAAUACACAUAUAACGAGGGAGUCAUACAUAUCCUGCGUUAAAAGAGAUUUAUCGCAGGCAAAACAGCUUUUCCCUACUGGGUUAAUGUUGGUGGAGUAAAUACAGGAUCUCCAUUACUUUCAUCAACCCGGCUUAAGUACUUAGUUUUGAUGACAGAGCCAAGAUUAUAGAGUUCAAUUAUAUAUGUUAACAUAACAACCGGACAUUUGGCUUAAAAUCCAUAAAUAACAAGCAUACACUUGUACUCCACCUUAUAUCGUUCUAUACAUGGACUGAAUUGUAACAUACUUGCUUAGGAACUUUUUGAAAUCAUGAAGCAUCCAGAUGAAAGUUUUUAAUUAUUUCCUAUUGCAAUGAUACAUAUUUUCCAACGAAACGCACUGAAGUAUCGGUAAUGUGCAUAUUACACAUUAAGCCGACAUGCACAUACUUGUAAUACGUUACAGCAAACUAACUCGUGUACUUGUUUAGUUGUCGAAUCCAGAUUUACAUGUUCACUUAUUUCUGUAACCAUAGCAACUGCAAAUUUUGUCUGACGGAAAAACUGAAAUAACGGGUAUAUUCCAAUUUUGAUCCACUGUCAACAAACGAAGUUUCAUCAAACUAGCUCAAGUGCGGUUUUAGUUAUCGUAGGAUUCAUAUACGUACAGUAAGACGGACAAACGGCAGGUGUGAGGCUACUAAGAGUCCCCACCGGUUUGACCAAUGAAGGACAAAUAAUCAUAUCGCCUCUCCUAGGAAUUUUUAUUUUUACAUUCCUUCAUUUAAGAUAAAUCGAUUCCCUCCAUAGAAAUUUCGGACGUCAUUAGCAAGAAUGGUUAAGGUGUAUGAUAUCUUAAGCAUGAACGGUUAUGGAGUAUGACGUCAUUAGCAUGACCUGUUAUGGUGUAUGAUGUCAUUAGCAUGAACGGUUAUGGUGUAUAAUGUUAAUAGCAUGAACUGUUAUGGUGUAUGAUGUCAUUAGCAUGAACGGUUCUCUAAUUUUUAACAUUUUGCUUUCACAUACAAUGUCUUUUUCUUAAUACAUUGUUUCAACAUGUUUAAACAACUUUGGUUCCAACCAUACAUAUAAACUUGUUUAAACUCGAAUGAUUA
Molecule: messenger RNA, 6287 nt
Organism: Dreissena polymorpha
Lineage: Eukaryota; Metazoa; Mollusca; Bivalvia; Myida; Dreissenidae
Exons: 2
Coding region: 1096-3033 (645 amino acids)
Source: RefSeq, a predicted model, not a curated record